AUGGAAGCCAAAUAUGAUCUAGAAGAUUAUCCUCUUGUAACGGAAUUUGCCAAAUAUAAGCAAUAUAUAGAUGGUUCCCUUAUACAUAAUACUCCUCAUACUAAUAAAUAUAAUUGUAAGAAUCUACAUUAUCAUAAUAUAAAAAAAUAUGAAAAUGAAAUUAAGGAACAAUGUGAGAACAUUAUGUUUUUUUUGGGAAAAAUUCAUAAUGAUAAAACGAAUAAAUAUUUUGUAAUUCCUGCAUUAAAAUAUUUUUAUUAUUGGAUAUAUGAAAAAAUUCUUGAUUUUAAAGAUAUCGAUAAAGUGGAAACAAUUUAUUAUAGAUUGUACAGUGAGUUCAAAAGAUUUCGGAAAGAACAAGAUAUACCCGAUAUAAACGCAGGUAUUAUGACUCAAAAACGUUUGGAAGAUAUUACACUUUUAUAUAAAAUGUAUAAAUGUUUUAAUGAUUUGAAUGAUAGACAAGAAACGGAUGAAGAAAAACAAUUUUGUGAAGUACUAAAUAUAUUUAUAAACAACAAUAAACCAGAAAAGCAAGAAUAUCCUAUGCAUUAUUGGUAUGCAGCCCAAAAAGGAAGCUCAUGCCCACCAGAAAAACCAUGCAAAUGCGUAAUUUCACGCCCUGUAAUAGUAGCAUUCUUCGUAUCCAUAAUAAUGUCUCUUUUUCUGUUUUAUGUUCUUAAGUACACCUCAUAUGGUUCAAAAUUAAUCGCUAGGGAAAAAAAUAAAAGAUACAAUCGAGAUUAUAUUUAUAAAGAAGAAUGGGACACGUCUGAAACACCUGAAAUGUACUAUAGUACAUCUGAAGCACCUGAAAUGUACUACAGUACAUCUGAAGCACCUGAAAUGUACUACAGUACGUCUGAAGCACCAGAAAUGUAUGACAGUACGUCUGAAGCACCAGAAAUGUACUACAGUACUUAUGAAACACCUGAAAUGUUCUACAAUACGUAUGACGAUUUCAGAGGUCGUAUAAUAUAUAAUUCUUACUAA
This is a messenger RNA of Plasmodium gonderi, 993 nucleotides long. RefSeq names its product variable surface protein. NCBI's taxonomy places the organism in Eukaryota, Apicomplexa, Aconoidasida, Haemosporida, Plasmodiidae. Bases 1 to 993 code for a protein of 330 amino acids. The transcript has 3 exons. The record is from RefSeq and is a predicted model, not a curated record.